GAUAAUAUGCUGACUGAUUAUAUAAACAUGAUGUGUAAAUGAGUGAGUUUACCACAUGCCUUCAGUGAACCUUAACAGUGGUGUUUUAAAACCAAAUCACUAACAUUCGAGAUACGGAAAUGAUUGUGUACUGGAGGGUAUUGCAUUAUUUUCUUCCUCAUUUAUAUGCAAAUGAGUUCAGGAAGUUCGAGUAGGGCCACCUCUACCCGAAAUAUAUUGGGCCGAGCUCGAAAUAAUCAGUAGAUGCACAUGUGAACUUUUAAGGUAAUACACGUGAUCGUCGCGCCAACAGGAGCGCUUAAGGUCGUUAAAGUAAACAAACCGCGCUGCGCUCGAUUUCGAAACGUGACCCUCCCAACCGCUAAGGCAACGCGACGACAAGUUUGCCGACGAGUAAAAAGAAAGGAUAUUUAAUCGAGGAUUUCGACAUGUCUGGAAAGUUCUCACUUCAUGAUAGUACGGUUUCCCUUGGGGUGAAGAGUGCAGACUCCCUAGGUAGUGGUUUACAGAGCAAGGCAGAGGAGGCCGAUGACCCCUGGGAGCUUCCUGAACUGAAAGAUAAUGAAGUGCCUUGGGGAGAGCUCACUGGAUGGGGCAAAGUUGGCCGUGUCACCUGGAUUAUCGUCCGGGUGAUAUUAUUAAUUGGACUGCUCUACAUGUUUAUUUGCUCCUUGGAUUUCCUAAGCUCAGCUUUCAGAUUGUUAGGAGGUAAAAGCGCAGGUGAGGCUUUCGCCCAGGAAGAGUUAUUGGUCAAUCCGGUGGCAGGGUUGAUGAUUGGAGUGCUGGGAACGGUGCUCUUGCAGUCCUCGUCUACCACCACCUCCAUUGUGGUCUCCAUGGUGGCCUCUGGAAUCAUCCCUGUGCAAUCCGCCAUCCCAAUGAUCAUGGGGGCUAAUAUUGGCACGUCCGUUACCAACACCAUCGUGUCACUGGGCCAGAUUUCAGACAGGAGUGAGUUCAUGAGGGCCUUCGCCGGGGCCACAGUCCACGAUAUGUUCAACUGGCUGACCGUCUUGAUUCUGUUCCCUAUUGAGUGCGUUUCUCACAUGCUUUACCAUCUGACCUACGUUAUUGUUAACAGCAUGGAGUUGGUCCAGAACAAAGAUUCCAACCCGGCAUUGCUGAAGGCGCUCACUUCACCCUUUACUAAGCUUAUUGUGGAGGUUGACAAAGGUGUGAUCACAAAGAUCGCCAAGAACGAGGUACCUGCCAAUACCCCCGUGAUCAAACUGAAAUGUAAGACAGGAAACAAAUUAACAGUGAAGUCGGCCGUCUCUGCGUUCACUGGCUGUCCACCAGCAAACGGGACACUGGCUGGUGUAUCUUCGUGGCCUGCCAACGCAACCGACCCGAUGUCUGCCUGUCAGGACAGGACUGUAGAUGGAGACACUUACUGUACCGUCACAAAUUCCACUUGCACUUGGACCUACAUCUACGAGAAAAAAGACGAGAAGGUUGACUGCAAUUACCUUAUGUUCCCGCUGACUAAGAUCUGGUCUGACGCGGCCAUCGGUGCACUGGUCUUGGUUAUUGCCUUGGCCAUCUUGAUAUUUUGCUUGGUCUGCAUCGUGAAGCUUCUCCACUCUCUCCUGCGGGGAAAGAUUGCUAAAAUUGUCAAGAAGACGGUGAACGCAAAUUUCCCAGGUAAACUCGCCUGCCUGACCGGUUACUUGGCUAUCAUAGUUGGGGUUAUUGUUACCAUCCUGGUUCAGAGUUCCUCCAUCUUCACGUCCGCCAUAACUCCUUUGGUCGGCAUCGGCGUCAUCCACAUUGACCGUAUGUACCCCCUAACCCUGGGGGCCAACAUCGGCACCACGGUCACCGCCAUCUUGGCCUCGUUCACACAGAGCAAUGGGUUCGAGCUUGCCUUCCAGGUAGCCAUGUGUCAUCUAUUUUUCAACCUGAUCGGGAUCAUGAUUUGGUACCCUUUCCCGUUCAUGCGCAAGGUCCCCAUUGGUUUGGCCAAAACCCUGGGCGAGAAGACGGCCGGGCACCGUUGGUUCGCCGUCCUCUAUUUGGUCAUCAUGUUCUUCGGAUUUCCCGCGAUGGUCUUCGCACUCUCCAUUCCCGGUUGGCAGUACCUCCUGGGGAUCGGUGGACCCCUGUUGUUGUUCUUCAUCAUCAUCAUCGUCAUCAACGUCAUUCAAGUGAAAAGACCCGGAUGUCUUCCUGCCAAACUGCGCAACUGGGAUUUCUUACCAAUAUGGUGCCAUUCUCUCUCCCCUUAUGACCGCUGGUGCAACUGCUGCAGCUGCUGCACCAAGGAAGUACCCGCUGACGAGAGAGAUCGAGGCAAGGCAGUUGAGGUGAUGGUCGUCGGAGAAGACAACAUCGGGUACAAUUCGUAUGGGGACUAUCCGAAUGGCUCACUGGGUCAGAACAUGGAGAGCACUAACAUGUAACAAACCUGACUACAUCUCUUUACACCUGGCCCCAGUAUCACAAAAAAAAAAUUAAGUCGGUUUCCUGGCUUAGUUGACUUUUAUUUCCAUGAGCGUUCUGUUACACUGCUCCU
Molecule: messenger RNA, 2515 nt
Organism: Lingula anatina
Lineage: Eukaryota; Metazoa; Brachiopoda; Lingulata; Lingulida; Lingulidae
Product: sodium-dependent phosphate transport protein 2B
Biological process (GO): sodium-dependent phosphate transport
Cellular component (GO): apical plasma membrane; vesicle; brush border
Molecular function (GO): sodium:phosphate symporter activity
Source: RefSeq, a predicted model, not a curated record